This is a messenger RNA of Acanthochromis polyacanthus (spiny chromis), 4296 nucleotides long. It is a transcript of the gene gcnt7, whose product is annotated as glucosaminyl (N-acetyl) transferase family member 7. Gene Ontology annotation, cellular component: membrane. Gene Ontology annotation, molecular function: acetylglucosaminyltransferase activity. The transcript is spliced from 5 exons. The coding region runs from base 2077 to 3363 and encodes 428 amino acids. The record is from RefSeq and is a predicted model, not a curated record. NCBI's taxonomy places the organism in Eukaryota, Metazoa, Chordata, Actinopteri, Pomacentridae.
AGACAUAACACUGCAGGUAAGAAACAUUGACUGAAUAAUGUUUCUAACAAAUUCAAGGCACUUCAUACUCUGCAUACAGCCUCAAAACUUCAAUUUACAGAUCACAUUAAUAUCUUUUGUCCAAGCUGCUGUAUUUCUGUGGUUAAAGAAAACCUUUCACUUCCUGAAGCAUGUAACUGAAAAGGACACUAGAUGUGCUAGGGUUAGGACCUUCCCUGUUCUAAAUUUUCAGAUAUAAACUCCACAAAUGCACGUCUGAAUGUUAGGCUCGUUUAGAGAUGUAUUCUCCGAAAGGUUCUUUGUUUUCACAGGGUUCAGGUGCAAAACAGGUAAGGCGAUAUUGUCCUGCUUUGUCUUGCAAAGCAAUUGUUUGUUUACUCUGCUUGAUGGAAAUCUCUAAAAUUGUUCAUGGAGGUAUUUGUGGCAGGGAUUAGCCGGGCUGAAAAAGCAAAUAGCAAAAUGAGUCAAGCUAUUUUCAUAUGCAAUUGCAUAUUUCUUCUCUGUGAAAAAAUGGGAAUGCAAACACACACUGAGCUGAAAACAAUUAUGAAAGACCAACGUCCCAAUCAUUUGCAUGCCACAUCACAUCCAUUUUCACUACAUCUGCAUGCAGGCCACAUUUGGUGUACUCAGAGAGGAAAACCACUGUAAACACAGUGAAGCAGGCAAAUUCAGCCGACAAAAACGCACACAUUGAUACACACAAGCCUAAGGAUGCUAUAGAUAAUUCAGUUGUUUUCCUCUCUAAAUGCUCAGAAGAUAAUAGAAGAUAGCUUUUUCUCAGACUUAAUCAAAUCUGUACUUGUUUGUUGCAGACCAAAUUAAAUUUUAGCAGAUAAUUCAUUUUGAUGAACUGAUUUUCUCUAUGAAUAUCACCAGCAGAACCAACAUUUACUUUAUCCACAAUAGUUUGUAAAAUGUUUACAAAAACGCCGCAAAACAGAGGGUCAAGACAACAAUGAAUGACAUUUUAAAAGCCGAGCCAAUAAACAAACCCUCGUUGCAGGGAGUCUGAGCUUGGAAAGGAUGACAAAAAUCUUUAAUGCAUAAUUCAGUGUGUUACUAAGAUAACAUAACCAGCAGGGGAUCCAUUGUGCGUUGGUAAUGCAGGCUCAGUGGGUGUGAACUCAGGCCAUGUGCUCUGUUCAACACAAGAGGGAUAAUCUCAGAAGCUGACCAAGCAGCAAACAAACUCUGUGGGUGCUGCUCUGAAGUCAGUCACUCUGCUGUUGCUUUUACCAGAAAUGACACAACCUCGCAGUGAGCUGAGCACCUCGCCCUCAAGCCAGUGAAUCAGAAUCUCGCUCUGCUGGUAAAAAAACUUGCUCAACUUGACAGGGAACAAGCAGGUGGACAAGACAAAGAUCCACCCAGAGAAGAGACACUGUGGAUGAUUCAGUAUUAAUCUGGCGGAUUACAUAAACGGAGCUAGAGGUAAAAGGGUUUACAGAAAAGUAAUGGAAAGCAAGAGGACAAAAAAAGACAGAUGCGACGCACCAGUGAGUACAAAACUGUACGGGGGAGGGGGAAAAACCUAGAGGAAGUUGCGUGUGUGUGUGUGUGUGUGUGUGUGUGUGUGUGUGUGUGUGUGUGUGUGUGUGUGUGUGUGUGUGUGUGUGUGUGUGUGUGUGUGUGUGUGUGUGUGUGUGUGUGUGUGUGAUGUGAGCAUGUGUGUGUCAGGUGUGUGAUUGGGUGUUUUUGCCGGUAACCAGGCAGGGACGGACCUUGUCUCCUGGGGAUGUGAGGGGAGCAACUUAAACGUUAAUGAGCACAACUCGAAACGACACACACACAUUGACGAAACGCUCUGCAACAACCCAACCGGGUCUCCAGCUCACUGAACGCAGCGUCCCUGCCAGGAUAUAACAAGCAACCAAAUUUAGCUCUAAAUUAGCAGACUCUGCUGUGGCUGAUGAUGGCGCCAACGGAAAUCGCUUCUGUUCACUGCAGCAUGUUGGAUGUACUGUAAUGACUUUGAAGGCUUACUUCUUCACCAUAAGGACUACAGACUGAACUGCCUCGUAGGAGCUUUAUCUGUGGUGGUGAUACAGACGGACGACAGAGAAACAGGCUAUUAUGCCUCAGCUUGAAGGGAAAAAAUGCAGCUUCGUGUUUUGCCUGGGGAUGAGCAUUAUUGUCUGUUCACUCAUUUAUCUGAGAACUUGGAUGUCUACUGAGACAAAUCACCUAAAAUCUCCAAGCAGACCCAUCUCCUCUGAAUGUAAGGCUUUUCUGCCCAGCGGAGAGAAAGGAGUAGAAUGGAACUGGCUUGACUGCCAGGUGGAGAGCUAUAUUCACAAUAGCCGCAUGCCGUGUUCCAUGCUGACCAGAGAUCUACACUUCAUCACAAAACCUCUAAGUCGUGAAGAGGAGGACUACCCUUUAGCCUUCAUUGUGACUGUUCACAAAGAGCUGGAGCUUUUUGUGCGCCUGUUACGAGCCAUUUACAUGCCCCAAAAUGCCUACUGCAUUCAUGUGGAUGCCAAAGCGCCACAGGAGUACCAAGCAGCCGUACGGAAGCUAGUCAGCUGCUUUCAAAAUAUAUUCCUCUCCAGUCGCAGUGAGACCGUGACUUACGCUGGGUUUUCUCGCCUGCAAGCGGAUUUGAACUGCAUGAAGGACCUGGCGAAGUCCAAGAUAGGCUGGAAGAAGGUGGUAAAUCUGUGUGGACAAGAUUUCCCCGUCAAAAGCAACCUGGAACUGGUGCAGUACAUGCAAACCAAAGAGUGGAGGGACAAAAACAUGACGCCUGGGGUCAAACAGCCAGCGUCCAUGAGACACAGGACAGAAAUCCAGCACAAGGAGAUCGUAGGGUCACAUGUGGCACCAAAACGGCGAGGACUGAAGAAAGGUCCUCCUCCACACAAUCUGGAAAUCUAUUUUGGAACAGCGUACUACGCCCUCACAAGGCCCUUCGUAGACUUUGUUCUGAAAAGUCCAGUAGCCCAAGACUUAUUGCAGUGGUCCAAAGACACGUUCAGUCCAGACGAGCACUACUGGGUGACACUCAAUCAUAUUGCAGAUGCUCCAGGCAGCAACAUGGAUGGAGGUUGGGCAGGAGCUAUCCGGUCAAUCAAGUGGAGUGAUCAACAGGGAAAGACACACGACGGCUGCAAAGGUCAUUAUGUACGAGACAUCUGUGUCUACGCAGUAGGAGACCUGCCGUGGAUCAUCAACAGGAACGCCAUGUUUGCCAAUAAGUUUGAGAGCAACACCCAUCCUGAGGCGCUAGACUGUUUGGAGCUGUGGCACAGGAACAAAGUGCUGGACCAGGCAACUGUUCCUAUAGAACCAUCAUGGCUGCUGGCCACACAGAGCAACACUACCAGCAGACGCUACAGCAACAGCAGUGCUGGUGCAUGAAACUGCUGUUGAUACUGGGAACAAAAGUCCUUACGCAUGCAGUACAGAUUUGUUCCACUCCUGUAAUGUCCAUGUCAAAAUGUGAAUAAGACAGAACUCAAGUGAGAACAAGAGGGUAAUUUCAGCAUGCACCUAAAAGACUGUAGUUGAGCUACUCUUCCCAUAAAUGUGUUUAUUUAUUUGUGAGACUGUAAAAUGUGAGUUUUUUUAUGAAAAAUGUCAGACAGAGUAUAUGCCAGUGGGCCAUCAUUGCCAUUUGAGACAACUACUGCACCAAGUAUUUAAAAAGAAAAUUAUGAAAUAAAUAUCUCUACUGAUUUAAUAUGUUUCAGUAUGUUGAACAGGUAGAAAAAGAAAUAAAACUAUUGUCUGUUUUGGACUAUCCAUUUUACGUCACUGUGCCACUGCUACCGCGGGUGUGACGUUGCAUGGUGUUUGUUUUCUUUUUCCAUAAGAUGCGGUUUCCCGCAUCCUCUGGGCUCAAGUCUGGAGAGCUUGAGGUCCUUCCUCAGAACCUCACACCAGGUCUUUCUUGGUCUACCACGGGGCCUGCAUCCACCCACAUCCAGGGAGCAGACCUGGUCAUUCCAUGAUGAGCUCCUCUGGACAUGACCAAACCAUCUGAGGUGUUUCCGUCUAAGGGCAUCGACCAAGUCAUCAAUGCCAAGCCUCAGGCGGAGUUCCUGGGUGUUGAUGUUAUCAGUAGGUUUUAUGGCACACAUCCAGCAGGCAUAACCCUCUCAUUUCUUAGGAGCCAAUCCAGAUCUGUUUAUUUCAGAGGUCAGCACUCACACGCAUAAAACAUUGCUCCCCUGACACAACUGCAGUAAACUCUGCCACGUGUGCGUAAGGAUAGACUCUUGGAACCAAGAGUAACCUUUUCUUAUUAAAUAAUGUGUAAACAAAUAAAGGAAUUAUGAAAAGCAAAUCCUA